Macrosiphum euphorbiae (potato aphid) is the source of this 453-nucleotide messenger RNA. NCBI's taxonomy places the organism in Eukaryota, Metazoa, Arthropoda, Insecta, Hemiptera, Aphididae. The record is from the annotation of a GenBank genome assembly.
AUGAAUACCGUCCGAUCGUGUUUCACCGCCGGGUUUCUCGUUGUCGCGAUCGGCGGCAGAAUCGCGAUCGGUGGCAGAGUCGCGAUCGGCGGCAGAGUCGCGUUCUCCAUGAAUAAUAUCGUGUGGGCCAGGAAGCGCUGUCCGGUGGAGCGGAUGUACGAUCCGGAUGGGCGGUUCUGCAGACCGUCCGGGACGGGUGGUGACGAGUACGAGCAGAGGUUGAUGAAUCGACUGCAGAGCGGAUUUCGGAUGGCAGCCAAUGUGCGGUUGAAGAGUAUCUACGAGUGGCCGCCGUAUUGCUUCUCCACGGAUGUGCUAGUCGACGUGUCCGCCGAGGAGGUGCGUGGGCUGAUGGAGGCGCACCAGUCGCAAAUCUUGUUGCCACUGGACUACUGGUUCGACCUGACACCGUCCGAUGAGCCGGCCACGCGACCAGUACUGCGGUCGGGGUAA